Messenger RNA from Sander lucioperca (pikeperch), 1069 nucleotides. It is a transcript of the gene myod1, whose product is annotated as myogenic differentiation 1. Gene Ontology annotation, biological process: regulation of transcription by RNA polymerase II; muscle organ development; positive regulation of myoblast differentiation. The transcript is spliced from 3 exons. Bases 151 to 1029 code for a protein of 292 amino acids. The record is from RefSeq and is a predicted model, not a curated record. Gene Ontology annotation, molecular function: DNA-binding transcription factor activity, RNA polymerase II-specific; protein dimerization activity; RNA polymerase II cis-regulatory region sequence-specific DNA binding. Lineage: Eukaryota; Metazoa; Chordata; Actinopteri; Perciformes; Percidae.
ACACAGUGAGACAGGACUCUACAUUCCCCCAGAAAACAGUCUCUCUCCAUCUCCAUCUCCAUCAUUUCUCCUUUUCCCUGAAAAGUUUGUUGGUUGUUUCCUCUCUGCCCCGUCCCUCUGGGAUUGUUUGGUGUUCUGGUAUCCUGAGCCAUGGAGCUGUCGGAUAUCUCUUUCCCCAUCCCCGCCGCGGAUGACUUCUACGACGACCCGUGCUUCAACACGAGCGACAUGCGCUUCUUCGAGGACCUGGACCCGCGGCUGGUCCACGCGGGGCUCCUGAAGCCGGACGACUCCUCCUCCCCCUGCUGCUCCCCGUCGCCCUCCCCUUCCUCCUCCCCCACCUCCUCCGCCUCCUCCCCGGAGGAGCACGUCCGCGCGCCCAGCGGCCACCACCAGGCGGGCCGCUGCCUGCUCUGGGCCUGCAAGGCCUGCAAGCGGAAGACCACCAACGCGGACCGGCGGAAGGCGGCCACGAUGCGCGAGCGCCGCCGGCUCGGCAAGGUCAACGACGCCUUCGAGACGCUGAAGCGCUGCACGUCGGCGAACCCGAACCAGCGGCUGCCCAAGGUGGAGAUCCUGCGCAACGCCAUCAGCUACAUCGAGUCGCUGCAGGCGCUGCUGCGCGGCGGACAAGACGACGGCUUCUACCCGCCGCUGGAGCACUACAGCGGGGACUCGGACGCCUCCAGCCCGCGCUCCAACUGCUCCGACGGCAUGACGGAUUUCUCCGGCCCGACCUGCCACUCAAACAGAAGAGGAAGUUACGAUAGCUCUUAUUUCUCAGAAACUCCAAACGGCGGUCUGAAGAGUAACCGCAGCUCGGUGGUCUCCAGUCUGGACUGUCUGUCCAGCAUCGUGGAGCGGAUCUCCACCGACGCCAGCAGCCUGCUGCCGGCCGCAGACGGCCCCGGGACUUCGCCGUCCGACCCAGCCGGCGAGGCGGCAGUGGCAGCAGCGGCCCCGGGGCCCGUCCGGGUCCCCUCCCCGACCGCCAGCCACAACCCCAACCUCAUCUACCAAGUCCUAUAGACCCUCACAGCCUAACCGUCCACUCACACCACCGGGAAAA